CUUCCUCAGUUAUGAUCACUCCCUGCCUGUGUUGUGUCUGUGGCCAUAGCUGUGACACGUCUGAUUCCCUGUGCUGGGCCGUGUGUGAAGACGACGCUGGGAUAGCAUGAUUUCCCUAAAAAUGGACAAUGAAGAAGUCCCGGAGUUCAUGAGCCCCAAGGAAGAAAUCGUCUACUGGAGAGAGUUGUCUAAGACCUAUAAACAGAGUUACCAAGAAGCACGUGACGAGUUGGUUGAAUUUCAAGAAGGGAGCCGGGAGUUGGAGGCUGAGCUGGAGACUCAGCUGGUGCAGGCAGAGCAGAGGAACCGAGAUUUGCUAGCAGAUAACCAAAGACUUAAAUACGAGGUGGAAUCAUUAAAGGAGAAGCUUGAGCAUCAGUACGCACAAAGCUACAAGCAGGUGUCUCUCUUGGAGGACGAGCUGAGUCGAGCCCGGAGCAUCAAGGACCAGCUUCACAAGUACGUGAGGGAGCUGGAGCAGGCCAACGACGACUUGGAAAGAGCCAAACGGGCUACAAUUGUGUCCCUGGAAGACUUUGAGCAGCGGCUGAAUCAGGCCAUUGAGAGGAACGCGUUUUUAGAGAGCGAACUGGAUGAGAAAGAAUCAUUGUUGGUGUCUGUGCAGAGAUUAAAGGAUGAGGCACGAGAUUUACGGCAGGAACUGGCAGUUCGUGAGCGACAGACAGAUGGAACAAGAAAAUCUGCCCCGAGCUCCCCGACUCUAGACUGCGAGAAGGCAGACUCUGCCGUGCAAGCCUCUCUGUCUUUACCUGCCACCCCUGUGGGCAAAAUCUCAGACAACAGUUUUACCUCUCCAAAAGGUAUACCAAAUGGAUUUGGUACCACCCCACUAACUCCAUCCGCCAGGAUCUCUGCCCUGAACAUCGUAGGGGACCUCUUAAGAAAAGUGGGUGCCUUAGAAUCCAAGCUUGCAGCAUGCAGGAACUUUGCCAAGGACCAGGCGUCCCGGAAAUCCUACGUCCCUGGCAGCUUGAACAGCAAUAGCAGCAGCAGUAGCAGCAUAUUAAACAGCGGAACCAAGUUCUCCCAUCCGGCGCACACAACGUACUUCGAUAAAGGGGCAAUGAACGGAUACGACCCCCCGGGAAUCUUAGGAUCGCGGCCGGCGUCUCCUCCCGGAAUGCUCCCUCUCAGUGUAUGAGCGCAGGAACCCCUCCGAGAAAAGACUCUCUUAGCCUUCACGGUUUCCGAAAAAAGAACAAAAUCUGCUUCACUUUAACCUGUUCACUGCCUUUGGGAGGGAGGCGACGCUGCUCCCACCGGGGACAGGAAAAGGGGGUUAGACUAUAUUCACUUGAGCUGGAAUCGAGGCUGCGCAAUAUACUCUCUCUGCUGCCAUUUUGGACGCUUGGUAACCCCUGGGACACGGCUUCUGCGACUCCUUCCUUCUCGUGUCUCGGUUCACUGUAGUGCUGUGAAGUGGCUGUGUGAUCAUCCUGGAGACGCGGCACAACCACUAUAAUUCUGUACUCUCCUCACGACGCAGCAGGUGACGGCGGCAGAUGGUCGCUCACCUGCGAAGGAUGCACCAAGGCUUUGGGUUCUCCAAUCCAGAGCUGCAAGAUAUCCUCUCGCCCCUUCCCCCACCUCAGAUCUAUAUUACAGGGUUGCACCUCGGCUUGUGUCAAUCAGAAUGUCUGUUUUUUUUGUGUUUUCCUCCUUUUUUUUCCCCUCCUCCUCCUUCUUUUUAAGCAGUGUAACGUCUGUCGGGUCACCAACAGGGCUGUGAUGCAUUGUGGGGAAAAAACUAUAUAUGUGUAUAACCCCCAACCCCUCGCCCCUUGUUCUGUGCCUCUAUUCCUGUGGAUGCCUAAAACGCAACACCCGCCCUGAUAUGUCCAUAGAUGUUACACGGAGCUGUGCCACCUUCCCCAACAUUCAGUGCCAUCGCCUGGACGAUACACCGUAUGCUUAUUGAAAAUCAACUUCUUGAUGCUCCAGUCACAUCCCAAGCAGCGUUAACAUUCUGGUGGUCUCUGUUGGCUGUCAGACUGCUGGUCUUCACGCCUUGCUGCAUGGUGGGAACUGUAGUGCCUACGUCGGGCGCCAUACUGUAGUCCUGGUCGUUGGGUCUGUUGUUGGAACUGCAGCUCUGGGUGUGAAAGGAGUAUAAGAUACGACGUAAGGAAAUUAAAGUGACACAGCAUUAUAAUUUUGCCUUCACACUGAUGCUCAAAGUGGAGAUAUCCUUAAAGCCCUCAAUAUGGCCGCUAACACGUUAACCUUCUUGGAUUUCAUAGACUACAGUGAGAUCUACGAAGCGCAUCAUUGCCUUGGUUUGGUCAGUAGGCCAGCGGAGUCUGUACGUGUAGCGGUUUGUACUGCGCCUCGAAACUACAUGCAAAAUUACGCAGUUACGGAUGCUACAGGUACAGGCGCACGUAAUUUAGCAAAUUAUCUGAUUGCUCGCAUGCUCUGCUCUCGAACUACAUAGCGGUUGGACACUUCCAUCCACAACGCUGAUGGAAAGCUAUAUGGAGACAUCCUAUAUACAGUAGGUCCAUGUGUAUGUAUGUUGGGCACUAUAGUGCCAAGUUAACAUGGCCUUAUGGGUAUAGGAUGUAUCUUAAAGGGGUUGUCUCAUCUUGGAAAUUGGGGGAGUAUCACGAGUAUAUGCCCCUAAUGUCUUAUAGGUGUGGGUCCCACCUCAUGGACUCGCACCUAUCCUUAGAACGGAGCCCCCAAAGUGACUGCCACCCUCCAUUCAUUUCUAUGGGGCUUAUGGAAAUAGAUGAGCCAGCACUUGGCUGUUUUCAGCAGUCCCAAAGAAAUGAAUGGAAGGUGGCCGUGUAUGCACCGUCACUUUGAGGGCUCUGUUCUAAAGAUAGGUGGGACCCGCACCUAUCGGACAUUGGGGGCGUAUCCUAGCGAUACUUCGCCAAUGUCCAAGGUGAGACAACCCCUUUAAGACCAGCCAAGUAGUUUAACAUUGACCAUGUAGGCAGGAACCUCCAUGAAGGGGGUGGUAUAGGAUUAGAAAAACAGCGCCACACCUGGCCCUAAGAUUGUAUGUGGUAUUGUAGCUUGGUUCCACUGUAGUAAAUGGACCUGAGCUGCAAUACCAACCAUGUUAUCUAAUGCUGUGCAACCCCGACCUACAAGGCUCAGAAGGGAUGCAGUUCCAUGUGUUGUUUUUGUUGUUGUUUUUUACACCAUGUGUAGGUUCUCCAUUUCUAUUUGCACAUUAGACAGAAGACAAAGAGCACUUUCCCCAUACCCCGAGCAUUGAUGGGUUUGAAACACGGGUACUUUUCUCCUGCGACCACUGCUUUUCUCUCUAUAUCAUCGCCCCCUGCACAUUAUUUUAAAGCACACUUCGUUUUCCCCAGGCUCCUGUCCGCUCCCGCCCCUCCUGUCCGCUCCCGCCCGCUCCCUUUCUCGUUGACGUUGUGACUGUUUACAUUUUUUGUUUGUUUUUAUUGUACAUAGAUUUGUAAACAUAAUAUUUUUUUGCCUGAGAUAUUUGUACAUAACUCGGGCGACGUAGUUCUAUAUUUAUUGAAGAUUCUAUACAGCAUGUUGUACGGAUGGCGGGCGAGGGUCCUUCACGGGCGCGGCCAAUGAUAUCGGAAAUCUGCCUGUGACCAUUAACGGUUUGUGACUGUUGGAAACGGUGGUCAUUUUAGAAGGGAAUAAAAACCAAUGUACAAAAAAC
Molecule: messenger RNA, 3676 nt
Organism: Bufo bufo (common toad)
Lineage: Eukaryota; Metazoa; Chordata; Amphibia; Anura; Bufonidae
Gene: NDEL1
Product: nudE neurodevelopment protein 1 like 1
Exons: 9
Coding region: 107-1162 (351 amino acids)
Biological process (GO): mitotic centrosome separation; chromosome segregation; microtubule nucleation
Cellular component (GO): kinetochore; centrosome; kinesin complex
Molecular function (GO): microtubule binding
Source: RefSeq, a predicted model, not a curated record